AGCCUACGCAAUCCUACAUUCGUGAAUCGCUCAAUUCCGGCACUUCCCAACCAACGUGGGCUGUGGAUGUGGCACCAAAGCAUCUACUGACUACGUGUCUCCUGCAGUGCACUCACAAGUGUAGUUGUGGUUUGGGUUUCAAGGUUUUCACACUGUGAGCUGUCCUCAGGUGUUCAGUGUCAUGCUUGCCAGACUGGCCUUGUGCUCUCGCUCGCCAUCCAGAAUCCAGCAGUCAAAUGUCUGUCCAGUCCCCAUCAGAGCGUUUGCCCAGGCUAAAUUCCCACGUCCCCAUGGGAAGUCUUUGGCCCACCGCAGUGAGCUAAAGCAGGCCAAACGUAUCGUAGUGAAGCUGGGAAGUGCUGUGGUGACACGGGAUGAGUGUGGUCUGGCACUGGGGCGACUGGCCUCAAUAGUAGAACAGGUUGCCAUGCUGCAGAAUCAAGGAAGGGAGAUGCUGAUAGUCACCAGUGGUGCUGUGGCGUUUGGGAAGCAGAGACUGAGACAUGAGAUCCUGCUGUCUCAGAGCGUCAGACAAGCCUUGCAUUCUGGACAGAACCAACUCAAAGAAAUGUCGGUUCCAGUUCUCGAGGCACGGGCAUGCGCAGCUGCUGGACAGAGCGGUCUGAUGGCGUUGUAUGAAACUAUGUUCACCCAAUACAGCACCUGCACUGCACAAAUUCUGGUCACCAACCUGGAUUUUCACGACGAGCAGAAGCGUCGCAACCUGAGCAGCACGCUCCAUGAACUGCUGCGGAUGAACAUAGUUCCUAUCAUCAACACCAACGACGCCGUUGUUCCGCCCCCUGUUCCCAACAGUGACCUGCAGGGGGGAAAUGUGAUAAGCAUCAAAGAUAAUGACAGCUUGGCUGCACGGCUGGCUGUUGAAAUGAAAGCAGAUCUCCUCAUUGCCCUGUCUGAUGUAGAAGGCUUAUACGACAGUCCCCCAGGAACGGAUGAUGCCAAGCUCAUUGAUAUAUUCUAUCCUGGAGACCAGCAGUCAAUCACGUACGGCACGAAGUCCAGAGUCGGCAGUGGCGGUAUGGAAGCCAAGGUGAAAGCAGCGCUUUGGGCUCUACAGGGCGGGACGUCUGUUGUCAUUGCCAACGGCACACAUCCUAAAGUCACAGGCCACGUCAUCACAGAUAUUGUGGAGGGGAAGAAAGUUGGCACCUUCUUCUCUGAAGUGAAACCCGCAGGCCCGACUGUGGAGCAGCAGACGGAGAUGGCCCGGCAUGCAGGCAGGGCUCUGGCCUCCCUGGACCCUGAACAGAGAGGGGAGAUCAUCUGCUCUCUUGCUGAGCUGCUUACAGAGAAGAAAGAUGAGAUCCUCAGCGCCAACAUGAGAGACAUGGAGUUAGCGACAACGUCAGGUCGUCUCUCCCAGCCUCUGAUCGACCGCCUGAGUCUGUCAACCGCUAAGCUGAACAGCCUUGCCAUUGGCCUCCGUCAGCUUGCUGUGUCCUCCAGGGAUAGCGUGGGUCGGGUGCUGAGGAGGACCAGGGUGGCCAACAACCUAGAGCUAGAACAGAUCACUGUGCCCAUCGGUGUCCUGCUGGUCAUCUUUGAGUCGCGUCCUGAUUGUCUCCCACAGGUGUCGGCUCUGGCUAUAGCCAGUGGAAAUGCUCUGCUACUGAAGGGAGGCAAAGAAGCUUCCAACACCAAUAGAAUUCUACAUCAACUCACUCAGGAAGCACUUUCCAUUCAUGGCGUGGCAGAUGCCAUUCAACUGGUGAGCACACGUGAAGAAGUCGAGGAUCUGUGCCGACUAGACAAGUUGAUCGACCUGAUCAUUCCGAGGGGCUCGUCCGAGCUCGUUCGGAACAUCCAAAGGGCAGCGAAGGGUAUUCCUGUUCUGGGCCACAGCGAGGGCGUCUGUCACGUCUACAUAGACAGUGAAGCUGCAAUAGACAAAGCUAUAGAUAUUGUCAGAGACUCCAAAUGCGACUACCCUGCAGCCUGCAAUGCCAUGGAGACCCUCCUUAUUCACAGGGAUUUGCUGCGAACUCCUAUAUUUGACCAGAUCAUUGAUUUGCUGAGAACCGAACAUGUGAAGAUCCAUGCAGGCCCCCGGUUUGCAUCCUAUUUAACUUUCAGCCCAUCGGAGGUGAAGUCUCUGAGAACAGAGUAUGGGGACCUGGAGUGCUGCAUUGAGGUGGUAGACAGCAUGCAGGACGCCGUGGACCACAUCCACAAAUACGGCAGCUCCCACACUGAUGUCAUUGUUACAGAAAGCGAAGAGACAGCCGAGCAGUUUCUGCAGCAGGUGGACAGCGCCUGUGUAUUCUGGAACUCCAGCUCUCGCUUUGCCGAUGGCUACCGCUUUGGCCUAGGAGCUGAGGUUGGUAUCAGUACGUCACGGAUACAUGCCAGAGGUCCAGUGGGUUUGGAGGGGCUUCUGACCACUAAAUGGGUCCUUCGAGGGGAAGGGCACACUGUGGCUGACUUCUCUGAGCAAGGGAGUAUGAAAUACCUUCAUGAAAACCUCCCUGUCCCCCAGGGGGGGCUUUAAUUAGGGGCCCAACCAAAGAGCCAUGAACGGGAAGGAAGAUAACUGAUGUCUACCCAGAGUUUAUGAAGAGGUCUGCCAGUAGCACUUCAACUUUUAAGCGGCUGCUUCUUCACCUGUGUAAAUCCACUAUUUCGGUGCAGAAAAAACGGCUACUUUUACUGGACAACCUGUGCAUAAACCUGUGAACCAGCUUUUUACACAAAUGCCAAUCUCCAGAGACAAUGACUGAUUGUUACGUGACUGGUGAGAGGGAAAUGUAAUCCGGCAGGUCAAACACAGACGAAGCUCUUUCCUCUGUAAGGUCUUUUUUUUUUUUUUAUAGUAAGAAAAAAAGAUCACUGACUCAGCUAUGAUUUUCAAACUUAUUUUUCUACAUGCAAACCCCUUUCCCUUGGCCUUUUUGUAAUUUACUGUAAGCGAUGUUUGUGCUGGAUCUUGGCUCAGAUUUACUUUGCUGCCUCUUUGCACAAAUGAUUUAAUAAAUAUGCUGUACAGUUCUUUUCUCA
Molecule: messenger RNA, 3015 nt
Organism: Anarrhichthys ocellatus (wolf-eel)
Lineage: Eukaryota; Metazoa; Chordata; Actinopteri; Perciformes; Anarhichadidae
Product: delta-1-pyrroline-5-carboxylate synthase-like
Exons: 17
Coding region: 182-2509 (775 amino acids)
Cellular component (GO): cytoplasm; mitochondrion
Molecular function (GO): ATP binding; glutamate-5-semialdehyde dehydrogenase (NADP+) activity; glutamate 5-kinase activity
Source: RefSeq, a predicted model, not a curated record